CCGCGCAGGUAAUGAAAUAGUUUCCAGUUUACCACUGCAGAUGUCCCUCUAUUUCAACGUUUAUUUUUUCCCAUUUUGGUGGCUCAGCACAGUUGUCAUGCUCCAUCUGAAGUAUCCGGUCUUGUCAGAUUACUACAAGUUCAUCCUGGUCACAAUCAUGAUCCUAGUCUCUCUAAUAGAGGUCAUUCGACUCUACCUGGGAUACAUGGCCAAUCUUCAGGAGAAGGUCCCUGAGCUGGCUGGGUUUUGGCUCCUGAGUCUCCUCCUGCAGUUGCCUAUAAUUCUUUUCUUGCUAUUUAAUGAAGGUCUGAAAAUUCAGCCGCUGGAGCGAGCAGUCCAUAUUGUCUUUGCCCUCUUCCUCACCUUCCAAGUCAUUGCAGCCUUUGUCACCCUGAAAAGAAUGGUAAACAAACUGGCAACUCACUUCCGCCUUAAUGAAUUUGACCAGCUGGAGGAACAUCCUGUGCCUGAUUUUUACAGCCUGGGUAAAGAAGAGAGAGCAGUUUCCAUGGCUGGUAGGGGCCCAUGCUGAGGAGGUUCACCCAACAAGUGCUGGCUGGGGAAUCACACUCUGAGGGCCUGAGAAGCUAACAGAGGCAGGCCUCAUGUUGCUGCAGCUCUGUUUCCAUUUUGUUGGGCCAUUCUUUACCUUCCUACAUCAGAGAUAUUAAGGUCUUGCUUAAGAGCCACCAUUAAACCUCAGGGAUUUGAGCUCCACUCUGCAAGAAAUAAUAAAAAAAAAAAACCAACCACAACCAAAGCCAAUUACGUAAGUGGCUUGAAUGGACUAUUUGUGGACUGUUGCUGCAUAGAGUACCAACAGAGUAGGUUUGGUGGGUUUUACAUUUUACAAAGUCAUGUG
This is a messenger RNA of Pygoscelis adeliae (Adelie penguin), 862 nucleotides long. RefSeq names its product transmembrane protein 17 (gene TMEM17). The record is from RefSeq and is a predicted model, not a curated record. The transcript is spliced from 4 exons. Gene Ontology annotation, biological process: non-motile cilium assembly. NCBI's taxonomy places the organism in Eukaryota, Metazoa, Chordata, Aves, Sphenisciformes, Spheniscidae. Bases 41 to 532 code for a protein of 163 amino acids. Gene Ontology annotation, cellular component: ciliary transition zone.